This is a messenger RNA of Monodelphis domestica (gray short-tailed opossum), 1464 nucleotides long. NCBI's taxonomy places the organism in Eukaryota, Metazoa, Chordata, Mammalia, Didelphimorphia, Didelphidae. The record is from RefSeq and is a predicted model, not a curated record.
GUCCUGGUUAUACAACCCGGCAGGGACAGUCAUUCAUUCUCCCCAGGCCAGAAGGGGCUUCCCCCGGGGUACCUAACGGGGGACUGCAAAUACAAACCAGUGGGGGCAAGGGGAGAGGCCUCGCUUCUACUCCGGUCCUAUCGUGCACACUUGCAGUCGGUCCCCCGGUUUCCUAAAGCGGUGACUCCUGUGCAAAAGGUUAAUCCCGAGUCUAGACCCCGGAGGACGUGGGCAGUAUGAGGAAACUGAGGCCCAAGGGAAAGUGACUGGCCCCAAGGCGACAGGUGAAGCUCUCUCUAGCAGCAGCGAGUGGAAACCACCCUCUCUAUUCACCCCUUCUGGCCGCCCCUCUGCAGACGCACCCCCGGGGGAUUGUCCCAGCCCCCUCCCAUGGGCCAGACUGCCCUGGCUGGGGGCAGCGGGACCGGCAGCACCCCUUCCCCAGCCGCCUCCAAUCAAGACCUGUCUUUCCCGGAGGGCCUGGAGGAGCUGCUGUCAGCCCCGCCCGCAGACCCGAGCCUGCAGCGGUGCCAUGGCUGGAACCCCAAGGACUGCUCCGAGAACAUCGAGGUCAAGGAAGAGGGGCUGAGCUUUGAGCGAAGGCCCGUGGCUCAGAGCACCGACGGAGCCCGGGGCAAGAGAGGCUACUCCAGGGGCCUGCAUGCCUGGGAAAUUGGCUGGCCGCCGGGGCAGAGGGGCACCCACGCCGUGGUGGGGGUGGCCACAGCCCUGGCCCCGCUGCGGGCUGACUGUUAUGCAGCCUUGCUGGGCAGCGACGAGGAGUCUUGGGGCUGGGAUAUCGGCCGAGGGAGGCUCUAUCACCGAAGUAAGGGCAGCGAUGCCCCUCGGUACCCCACGGGCCUUGGGGACGAACCUCUGGAAGUCCCCGAGACCCUGCUGGUGAUCUUGGACAUGGAGGAAGGAACCCUGGGGUUCGCUGUUGGAGGCACCUACCUGGGGCCUGCCUUCCGGGGCCUUAAAGGAAGGACCCUGUACCCCGCUGUCAGUGCCGUGUGGGGGCAGUGCCAGGUCCGCAUCCGCUACCUCGGGGAGAGGAGAGCGGAGCCUCACUCCCUCCUCCACCUGAGCCGGCUGUGCAUUCAGGCCAUCCUUGGACAAGGCCGGCUGGGUGCAGUUUCCGCCCUCCCCUUGCCCCCUGCCAUGAAACGGUACAUCCUCUACCAGGACCCCAUGCCACACAUUUGAUGGAGCAGCCCAGCCCCUGGCCACAGCCUGCUUCUCAGUCAGUGACAACAGGGACCGCCGAGGGUCCGCCAGCGGGCGGAGAAGAGCACUGGCGGGGAACGGGCCCGCUCGCUCGGAGGCCGUGCUGGCACAAGGCUGGCACCCCUACCCCCACCCCAGCCUCUCUGGCCGGAGGUGAGAAAGAGGAAGAAGAGGAGCCAGAGCGCCCAGGCACACCCAUCCCUUCCCACCCCAGCCAAUAAAAAACCACAAACACCA